UAAAAAAAAAAACAAAAAGCCAGAGGGAUCUCCGUUAAGGACUGAAUGGUGGUUUGGACAUAAGAGUUAUGCCAGGGAUUGCUUCUGGAUCCUGGUUCCCUACUGGCUUUCAUGGACACUUCAGAAGUCACAUGCGAAAUGACAUUUAUCAAGAAUAUCGCAGAGAAGCCAGGCCUGAGCCGCCGCAUGUUUUUCAGAAAAGGAUAAAAGAGCAUUCAACAAACCAUAUAUUUUCAGAGCAUGAUAAUCGCCAUAUCUUUCCAAGUUCAGUCGAUGUUUUUGGAAAUGGCAUGGGCAAAAAGAAAAUCCUUAAAGCUAGGGAGUCGUACAAUAUUUUCCGUUGGGUGCCUCUGGAGAAGGAACUGGAGAAGCAGAGACCUCUCCUUAGCACCUACAGGAUGGACUUCUGGGAACAUGGCAACAGAACAGAGAAGAUUCCUCAGCUCUUUGUGCCAAGGUUGAAUGGAAUGUCAUCUGCCUCUUAUGCUGGGGCAACAACCCACACACAGCUAUUUCCAAGUCCACAGCCGAGACAGAACCUCACCAUAGAACAUGCUCAUAGCAGAGUUCCUGAACAGACAUCACUGAAGGUGACUGGCCAUCCUGGGAUAUCAAGCUCUCCACUGCAGAGAACUUUGUCUGCUCCUUGUAGAAGACUGACUGUGUCUGACUGCCUUACUUGGCAAGAAAAUAUGCAUCAGAAUAGCAUAAAAAAUAUAGAAAAGAAGUAGAAGAUAAUAUUUUUGUGUGUCUCUGCUCUCAGGGAAGAACACUCUGUUUUGCAAAUGGUUUUGAAACUGCUAACUAGUCAGGGUCCACACUUGACCGUUUGUUUUUCUGAAACCUUCAUGUAUCCUCUGGGUUUACUGUUUGUUUGUGGCCUUUUUUAAAGGGGAGCAAUUGCGAAAAUGAAAAUUUAAUAUACGCUUCAGCAUACUGAAAUAAGAAA
Molecule: messenger RNA, 949 nt
Organism: Xenopus laevis (African clawed frog)
Lineage: Eukaryota; Metazoa; Chordata; Amphibia; Anura; Pipidae
Gene: cimip7.L
Exons: 4
Coding region: 69-731 (220 amino acids)
Source: RefSeq, a predicted model, not a curated record